GUUUACUUCCGUGUUGGUUCCAUGUUAAUUUUAUGACGAUUUAACUCUAUUAGAAUAGAAUAGAAUAAAUAUAUAUUUAUUUGUGAAACGAAUCUGGAAUUGUUAACUUGAAUAUUGUAUACUAGCUCGCGGGUGUUACAGACGCACCGACAGACAAGUCAAUUAUUGUAGACGACAGCUAGCGGGUCAACAGUAUCAAGAGCUAUCAAGUCAGAUAUUUAUCGUGCUUGUCGCUAGGCGUCAGAACAUUACGCGCAAUGAAGCGAAUCAGUUUUAGCAUUUUUAUACUCUGUGGACUAUUUGAGUGUGGGCUCGGGAUAUUGUGUUACGAAUGCAACAGUGCUACCAACUUGCUGUGCACAGAAGCUCAGUUGCCAGAUAGUUUGAAGAGAAACUGUUCAGAGCAUGGCCGUGGCGUCACCCACACUUUGUGCAGGAAGAUAGUACAGCAUGUGGACUAUGGGAUUAACGGCCAACUGCCCACCAGCCGCGUGAUUAGGAGUUGCGGGUGGGACGAGUCUAAAUAUAAGGGUGCUUGUUACCACCGUUCAGGAUACGGAGGUCGACAAGAGGUCUGCUCCUGCACUAAGGACUACUGUAAUAGUUCCGAGAAAACUGAAGCGACACUAUUUUCUCUAAAAAUAACGAUACUAAUGUUCAUAGGAACAUAUGUGUGCGAAUAAUUGUUAUUUUACUUUGAAUUUUGAAUUAACAAGAAUGUAAGAAUACUAAGUUAAAUUUUAAUUUAAGAAUAUUGUAAAAAUUAUUUACAUUACAAACAUGUUGAUAAAAUAAAGUGUAUACGAA
Messenger RNA from Galleria mellonella (greater wax moth), 807 nucleotides. RefSeq lists its product as uncharacterized. The transcript has 3 exons. The coding region runs from base 258 to 683 and encodes 141 amino acids. The record is from RefSeq and is a predicted model, not a curated record. NCBI's taxonomy places the organism in Eukaryota, Metazoa, Arthropoda, Insecta, Lepidoptera, Pyralidae. Gene Ontology annotation, biological process: positive regulation of voltage-gated potassium channel activity; sleep; regulation of synaptic transmission, cholinergic.